AUGAUUUUUGGUUGUAUAUGGGCAUUAUGCGCCUAUUUUAGGAUGUGUCUUGCUGCUAUAUAUGUUUUUUAUACGUCAAAAGCGAUGUCAUCAUAUAAGAUUGAUGCGUUCAUUGAUAACCUUCUUUUGCAGUGGUUCCUAACUAUUGAAGUGUCAGCGGCUUUAAUAUACUGCGACAGGGCAUGCUAUCUCCUUGACGAGGAGGGGCGUCGUGUUGUUCCGUUGGAUUGUGUUACUAAUAAUAAGCGGCGAGUCUUCAGCAGCAAGCAGCGCAAAGAUGUCAGUAUCAGUAUAGUUAAGAGUAUCAAAUAUGCCCUGUAG
Cooperia oncophora is the source of this 321-nucleotide messenger RNA. NCBI's taxonomy places the organism in Eukaryota, Metazoa, Nematoda, Chromadorea, Rhabditida, Trichostrongylidae. The record is from the annotation of a GenBank genome assembly.